UUGAAAAAGUCGAUGUCGAAUUCAGUUCCUCCAAGUGUGACGUCAACUGCUCUAACUUUAAGUAAAGUAAGUGUAUCAAAGAAAUCAAUGAAACCUUCAAGAUUGGUGGAACUAUUUACCACCACGAUUGAAAAGUCGACGUCGAAUUUAAUUCGUCCAAGUGUGACGUCAACUGCUCUAACUUUAAGUAAAGUAAGUGUAUCACAGAAAUCGAUGAAACCUUCAAGAUUGAUGGACGUAUCUACCACCACCAUUGAAAAGUCGACGUCGAAUUUAAUUCGUCCAAGUGUGACGUCAUCUGCUCUAAAUUUAAGUAAAGUAAGCGUAUCUCAGAAAUCGAUUAAACCUUCAAGAUUGAUGGACCUAUUUACCACCACCAUUAAAAAGUCGAUAUCGAAUUCAGUUCCUCCAAGUGUGACGUCAACUGCUCUAACUUUAAGUAAAGUAAGUGUAUCACAGAAAUCGAUGAAACCUUCAAGAUUGAUGGACGUAUUUAACAUCACUAUUGAAAAGUCGAUGUCGAAUUUAAUUCGUCCAAGUGUGACGUCAACUGCUAUAAAUUUAAGUAAAGUAAGUGUAUCACAGAAAUCGAUUAAACCUUUAAGAUUGAUGGACGUAUUUACCACAACCAUUGAAAUGUCGAUGUCGAAUUCAGUUCCUCCAUGUGUGACGUCAACUGCUCUAACUUUAAGUAAAGUAAGUGUAUCACAGAAAUCGAUGAAACCUUCAAGACUGAUGGACUUAUUUACGACAACCAAUGAAAAGUCUAUGUCGAAUUUAAUUCGUCCAAGUGUGACGUCAACUGCUCUAACUUUAAGUAAAGUAAGUAUAUCACAGAAAUCGAUGAAACCUUCAAGAUUGAUGGACGUAUUUACCACCACCAUUGAAAUGUCGAUGUCGAAUUCAGUUCCUCCAAGUGUGACGUCAACUGCUAUGACUUUACGUAAAGUAAGUAUAUCACAGAAAUCAAUUAAACCUUCAAGAUUUAUGGACUUAUUUACCACAACCAUUGAAAAGUCGACGUCGAAUUUAAUUCGUCCAAGUGUGACGUCAACUGCUCUAAAUUUAAGUGAAGUAAGUGUAUCACAGAAAUCGAUUAAACCUUCAAGAUUGAUCGACGUAUUUUUCACCACUAUUAAAAAGUCGAUGUCGAAUUCAGUUCGUCCAAGUGUGACGUCAACUGUUUUAAAUUUAAGAAAAGUAAGUGUACCAAAGAGAUCUAUGAAACCUUCAAGAUUGAUGGAAUUUCAUACCACUACCUUUGAAAAGUCGAUGUCGAUUUCAAUUCGUCCAAGUGUGACGUCAACUGCUCUAAAUUUAAAUAAAGCAAUUGUAUCACAAAAAUCGAUGAAACCUUCAAGAUCGAUAAAAAUAUUUACCACUACCAUUAAAAAGUCGAUGUCGAAUUCAAUUCGUCCAAGUGUGACGUCAACUUCUUUAGAUUUAAGUAAAGUAAGUGCAUUACAGAAAAUGAUGAAACCUUCAAGAAUGAUGGACGUAUUUACCACUACCAUUAAAAAGUUGAUGUCAAAUAUAUAUAAUGCUGCGUGUAAAAUUAUUCAACAAUAAAGCUUAUUGAACAAUA
Messenger RNA from Xenia sp. Carnegie-2017, 1585 nucleotides. RefSeq lists its product as uncharacterized. The transcript has a single exon. The record is from RefSeq and is a predicted model, not a curated record. NCBI's taxonomy places the organism in Eukaryota, Metazoa, Cnidaria, Anthozoa, Malacalcyonacea, Xeniidae. Bases 13 to 1569 code for a protein of 518 amino acids.